Molecule: messenger RNA, 6772 nt
Organism: Notechis scutatus (mainland tiger snake)
Lineage: Eukaryota; Metazoa; Chordata; Lepidosauria; Squamata; Elapidae
Gene: RANBP10
Product: RAN binding protein 10
Molecular function (GO): protein binding
Source: RefSeq, a predicted model, not a curated record
AUGGCGGAUGCGGGUGCAGCGAGCUUACCUGGGGGAGACUCGGCGCUGCCGCCGCCGCCGCCUCCUCCCCCGCCGCCUCCCCCGCCGCCGGAGGAGCAAGAGCUGAGCCAGCGCCUCCGCCAGCUCUACCCGGCCGUCAACCCGGCCGAGGCGCCGCUGCCGCGCGCCUGGAGCCCCAAGGACAAGUAUAGCUACAUCGGCCUCUCCCAGGGCAACCUCCGUGUUCACUACAAAGGACAUGGGAAAAAUCACAAGGAUGCUGCUUCUGUCAGGGCUACCCACCCCAUCCCUGCAGCCUGUGGAAUUUAUUAUUUUGAAGUGAAGAUAGUUAGUAAAGGAAGAGAUGGGUACAUGGGAAUAGGACUCUCUGCCCAAGGUGUCAACAUGAACAGACUUCCUGGUUGGGAUAAGCAUUCCUAUGGCUAUCAUGGCGAUGAUGGACACUCCUUCUGCUCAUCAGGGACAGGGCAGCCCUAUGGCCCCACUUUCACUACUGGCGAUGUAAUCGGCUGCUGCGUGAACCUCAUCAACAACACCUGCUUCUACACAAAGAAUGGGCACAGUUUAGGUAUAGCCUUCACGGAUCUUCCUGCCAAUCUAUAUCCCACUGUGGGGCUCCAGACACCCGGAGAGAUUGUGGAUGCCAACUUUGGGCAACAGCCAUUUGUGUUCGACAUUGAAGACUAUAUGAGAGAGUGGCGAGCAAAGAUUCAGGGCACGAUUAAAAGGUUUCCCAUAGGUGACCAGCUAGGGGAAUGGCAAGCCAUGCUACAGAACAUGGUCUCUUCCUAUCUGGUACAUCAUGGAUAUUGUACUACAGCCACUGCCUUUGCCCGUGUGACAGAAAGUACAGUCCAGGAGGAACAGAUCUCCAUAAAGAACAGACAAAGAAUACAAAAGCUGGUUUUGGCAGGAAGAGUAGGUGAAGCCAUUGAAGCAACACAGCAGCUCUAUCCAGGGCUUCUGGAGCAUAAUCCUAACCUCUUCUUCAUGUUAAAGUGCCGGCAGUUUGUGGAGAUGGUGAAUGGAACAGACAGUGAAGUGCGCUUUUUCAGUACCCGCAGCCCCAAAUCACAAGACAGCUACCCUGAUUCCCCCAACCUGAGUCCCCGACAUGGCUCCAAUAAUUUGCACAUCCACAUCACUGGAGCAGACAGCCCAAGCUGCAGCAAUGGGGUGACCUCCCUCAAAAGCAAACAGAGCCACAGUAAAUAUCCUGCACUGAGUUCCUCCUCCUCCUCCUCUUCCUCCUCCUCCCCUUCAUCCGUGAACUACUCAGAGUCCAACUCAACAGAUUCUACCAAAUCCCAGCAACAUAGCAGCACUAGCAACCAAGAAACCAGUGACAGUGAAAUGGAGAUGGAGGCGGAGCACUAUCCCAACGGGAUCCUGGAGAAUUCAGCCACCCGAAUAAUGAAUGGCACUUACAAGCACGAAGAGAUUCUACAGACUGAUGAUUCCAGCAUGGAAGACGGCUGCCCUCAGAGGCAACUCUGUGGAGGGAACCACGCUGCCACCGAGCGGAUGAUCCAGUUCGGGCGGGAGCUCCAGAGCCUCAGUGAGCAGCUAUGCAGAGACUACGGCAAGAACACAACCCACAAAAAAAUGUUACAGGAUGCAUUCAGCUUGUUAGCCUACUCUGACCCUUGGAACUGCCCAGUCGGUCAGCAGCUGGACCCAAUCCAGAGGGAACCUGUGUGUGCUGCACUCAAUAGUGCUAUUUUGGAGUCUCAGAACCUGCCAAAGCAGCCCCCGCUGCUGCUCGCCCUGGGCCAGGCCUCGGAGUGCUUGCGACUCAUGGCUCGCGUGGGCCUGGGCUCCUGCUCCUUCGCCAGAGUGGACGACUAUUUGCACUAGCCACCGAGUGAGGCAGAGUGACCCUUCCAGUUGCUGCCCUUUCACCUCUUCCUGCCUUUGCGGUUUCUCACCGGCGCCUGCCCUCCACCCGCUGCCCAGCAGCAGGACGCAGUGUUGACUGAGGCGGGAGGGGAGGAGGAGGAGGAGGAGGAGGAGAGGACCCUUGACGCGCCUCCGUUGCUCGCCCUGGAAACUGUUCACGGGGCCGCCCCCCAUCCCACCCCACCCUGGCCCUCCCAUCACAGCCACAUCUUGCUCUGUCCCACAGCACUUGGCCUUCUCACUGGUCCCCUCUGAUGUAGCGCCUUCUGACUUUAGGAUUUUACCUUUAUUUUAUUAUAUUAUUUUAUUUCUCUGACUGAGCCACCAGUAUUUAUACCUGGAGAGUUUGUGCUGAGCUGGUUUCUAAUUCAUUUAGAGAUAAAAAAAAAGUGUAUCUUGAGUUGGUGAUGGCCUGUUUUUGCUUUUUUGUUUUAACUUUAUUUUUACGUUCGGAGAAACUUGCUGGCACGCGUGUUCCUUGGACAGUAUUGUUCACUGUUGCUGGUCCUCACAAAAACCAAGAGGCUGAAUGUGCUUGUUGGAAUAUUAGCCAUGCUAUCCAAACAAAAGAGUUUAAUCAUCUUCUUUUUUUUUUUUUUUUUUCUGUGCCUAUGACACACAGCCCUAAGAAACCCUACGGAUUCGCCCUGGGAACUAAUCUGGGGAAAGGCUGAGAUUGGGAACAAUAAGAUGAUCUGCUCCCAACUGUCCCUUGAAUAGGAUAUCCUGCGAUGCUUGGAAAGAGAACUGGGGUGACCUGAGUUGUGUCCCCAUCCUCUGGGGAAGAACAGGAAUAUCUCUUAAUUAAGACAGUCAGACGUGACUAGGGCAUCGCUGUGGGAAUGCGUUGCUGAGCUGCAACUUCCCAAACCGCUGAUUAUUGGCCAGGCUGACUGGGUUGCUGGGAGCUUGACAAUCUCUGGAAGAAGCACAGCUUCCUUCUCCUUCAUCAAAGCCAUCCUAGGCUGCUGCAAGGGCACUUCUCCUCUGUCACACCUGGCCACCUCUAGGCAACUCCCGUCUAACUCUUAAGACUCGCCACCGAGAGGAAAGAAGAAGGCUUGUCUGCUUUCCUCAUCCUGGUACCCAAACAGCUGCCUGGAAUGGAAUCGAGGUGGAAUGGAACACGGGAGCUAUGAAUUGGUCCAACAUUUUUCUUUCUUUUCUUUUUCUUUCUUUCUUUCUUUUUUUAAAUCUAGAGAUCUAAGAUCUUCCCUUUUAAAGUGGAUAGAUGUCUCCCUGUCAGGAAAAGACGAGUCUUUAAAGCGACAAGAAUCCCUCCCAUCAGUGUUUGAGUUUGCGAAGCCAACUUUUUAUUUCAGUGUUUCAUUGCCUCCAUGCCUUUGAUAUUACACUGAUAAGACCCUUGUUUUUAUCCUGCUUACUCCCCCGCCCAAUUGAAAAGAGGGCAUAAGGCAAUAUUCUUCUUUUCUUUUUUUAAAAAGAAAAUGCAGUUUUACUCCAAGGAAUAUAUCUUUUUAAAAGAAAAAAUUGGGAAUCAUUUUGCAAACGUAUAUAUUGUAAGAAUCCUUACAAAAUACUGCUAGACUAACAGGUUGGAAACUCCAGUCGAAUUUAAUGUACACAAGUGAAAUUAUAACUGCAUGACUUUAUAGUAUAACAGAGGAAUUCUGCUGUACUAAAAGCUUGUUUGAAACAUAAUUUAUUGGCUUGCCGGUCUAUUUCAACAUUUUGCCUAGCUUUUUUUUAAAAAAAAAAUUAAUUGGAAAGAAUUUUUUUAAAAUCCAUAAGUUGGACAGACAAGGCUUUUUAAUUAAAACUUGCAGAAGAUAACACAAAAGUUUCUGAUGUGAUGAAGAAAAAUGCUUCCAUUGAAGGUAGGGAAUUUUAAUUUAUUGUAGCAUAGAAAGUGUGGUGGUUUUUUUGGUUGAGAGUCUUGUAGCUGUGAUGGAAAAAAAAACUAUGCAUCUAUGCACAGAAUAUUUCGAAUGUUAUGCAAGUAUCACCAGGUCAGUGGAACCUGGGAAAAUAAUAAGAAGGUGCAACUUCCAUUCAUUUCUGUGGAGAGUCCUGCCAAUGCCCAGCAGAGAUCAACGUUUGCUUCAGAUUUGUAAGCAAGACAUCCCGAAUUUAGAAGACCAUGUAUUACUGUUUCCUUGGCAGAUCAAGACUGAAUUUUAGUGCAAGAUGCUGAAAGGAAAAUGGGCACAUCAAAGAAUUGACUCUACAGAAAAUAUAGAAUUUCAGACUCUGGUCCCAUUGCAUAAUUUGGCCAGGUGCUGAUUAGAUCGAAAGGAAUUGUUUUCUGCUUUGCACUUUUGACAAGGGGGAACAUCUAGCCACCAUUCCUUUUGCUUGGAUGGUCAUGAAGUUGUACAUUUGCUGUGAUUGGAUUUUACCUUGCCCGAUUCCUUUUCAAGGUUGUGUAAGACUAGUUUAAACAUCAUAAUGCCAAGCCACAAAAUUACGGUAUCGCCGAAUAAUUGGCAACACCAGUUUAAAAGCAGAAUGAUUUGUCCACCUUCCAUCUUUUGUAACUUCUUAUAUGGCAAAUGUUUAUAUUAGCAAUACCAAUUAGCAGUUACCUGGCCUGCUGAGUUUGCUUUUAGGCUUCAUAGGAGGUUUCCAGUGUUUGAGUUCCAGUUUUAAAGUUCAAAGUUCAAAGCCUUUAUUGUCAUUGUACAUCAUGUAUACAACAAAAUUGGUUGAGCCUCUACUGGUGCAGUCCCUACAAGAAUACAAGACAACAUGAAUAAUAUAAAGAAUAAUACUUAUACAAGUAGUUAGGAAAAAAGUUUAAAUGUUCACCGUCUUAAGAUGAGCUUCAGCAAACCAAUCUCUUGCUUAUUUGGGAGCAGAUUUCUUUCCUGCUUGAUUUGUUUUCUCCAAUUUCCAUCUCAUCCUUUUUCAAAGUUGCUUCAGGAAGUUUUUUUUUUUUGUUCUUCUCUGUCUGCUGCUUUUUUUCCAAGCUGUGGCUUCUUUGCUGUCCUUUGCUUAAAAGUUAACUGUUUCCAUGGCAGGAUUUUCACUGUAAAAUAUUUUCUCAGACAAGUAGCUAGUGGCCAUCUCUAGCUGGUGGUGUGGCAGUGGUGACAAAUGUGUAAAAGAGAAAGCUUCAAUUUUCUUCAUCAAAGACAAUUUGAUGACUCAACAUUUUGAUGCCGCAGUCCUGUAGAUGCAGCAGGUGAAAUGUAAUUUAGGAAGCAUUGCGCUAUGCCUGAUUCAGAGGUUUAUGAGUCUUGGAAUGUGAUCCAAGACGAUCAGAUAUUUGAACACUAGUUAUAAUUGUUCUAAAGAGACCAGAGUACAUACGGAAAAGGGUUGUUUGAAAUCCUGUGGAAUCGUUGAAGGGAAGAACGUUUAAAUUGUGUUUGUGGUUCAAGGCUUUCACCAUUUUCAAGGGCACAAAAUGGUACAGAACCUUUGAGUUCUCCAUACUUAGAUUAGCAAAAGGGGCAGAGGCGUGUCUAGCCUGAAAGCCACAGUUUACAUUUAGUCUCAAUUUUAAGAUGAAACCUGACAAGAUAUUGUUAGGCUCUGCCAGGUAAUAAUGAAGUUGUAUCUAUCACAUACCUUAGGAUGUAUUUCCUUUAAAAAAAGCUUUUAUGAAAAGAUUUGACAUAGAUAAGAAAUUCAAAGAAAAGAAAUAUUUUCGUUUGACACUAUCUGACUGAUUUUGUCAUCCUGUCAGAAACCUUUUGCGAACAGUAUCAACCAUUAAUCAGAACAAUGAGUGACUAAGGCAUAGCAGCUCGUUUUCUGAUCAUUUGACAUGUUGAUCAUACUUCAGACUACGCAUCGCUGGCCAUGGUGCCUAUAAAAUGGACAUUGGAAAAUCCUGAAUGCAAGAGUGACUCUUCCAUGAUUACAGCGGUGGAAUAAUCUGCAAUUAUGCUUUCCCAACUGCAAAGACAAUGGCUAAUUGUAGUCCAACAUCUCUGGAUGACAUUCGAAUGGGAAGGGUCGUUGAUUUUGAGGAAUUUCAGAGCCCUGGUAGCUGUUUCUGUUCAAAGAACCAUCUCCUUUUUCUUCCAUGUAGCUUUUGCCACCACUUCCAGGAGUUGUUGGCUGUAAAUUAUAGAACGUUCUAGAACUGGAAUGUCACCUACCAAUGAUUCAAACUGGGUAUCUUGAUGUCAAUCAUCGCUUUUUCAACAAGGAGCAGCAGUCACGCCAACAAGGGUUGGUGCUUCACUUACCCCCGUUAUGGUCCCCUCCAUCCUGUAACCAAAUAAAAGUGCCAAAUCCCCUUAUCCAAUUGAUUCAUUUAACCCGUCUUCUUUUGGGAACUUGUUUUGGGAAUAUUUGAGAAGUACAAUAGGUGUAGAAGAAAGCUAAGGGUCACUACCAACAAGUAUGUUCAAAUCUUUGGACCUGAGGUUUGUUUUAAAACAAAAAACAAAACAUUGGGCUGGAGCUUUAAGAUUUGGGUGCUCAUCCUGAACUAGCAAGAAAGAUCGCGGCCAGACAUAAUUGGAUUACAUUUUGGAUCUGACACUGAAAAAGAAAACAAAGAAUUCUUUAUUUUUCUCUUCCUCUCACUUGUUGCAAACUCAGGUACCAGCUCUCGCAUGGCAUCUCAAACCCUCUGUUUCAACAAUUUUAUUAUACCAACUGUAAGGAUUUUUUAAAGUAUAUCCUACCAAAUAAACGGGCCGAGCAACAUGUGAGUUCCCACCAGGCUUCCAUGAUCUCAUGUUUCAUUUUCCUUUUAUUGAGGACUUGACAGAUCUCAUGCACAUUUGGAUCCGUUUCUGCUUAGUAUUUGUGAGUUCAGUUAAACCAACUCUAGCAUGAAAACCUUCCCAAAGGAGGAUAUUUUAACUGACAAAAAAAAAAGAGAUAAAUUGUACUGGAAAUAUAGAAACCCACAGUCUGUUGUAUUUUGACAGAAUUAUUUUUAUUAAAAUAU